CCUCAAUUUUAAAUUCCCAUUUUCUAUAAGGAAUAUGAAUGUAACUAAGUCGUCCACCUCAGUUUCAAGCAGAAUCUGGACUGAUUUGUAGCUUUUUUUAAUUGAUGUCGAUUUCAGAGACACAAAUAUCUUCUCUACGUUAAAUUUGAAAAGGCCUGACAGUUGUAAAGCGGAUGUGGCGGAAAUGUAGGUUUAGCCUAGCGGGAAUUUUCCUGUUCCUUUAGUUCGUUUGUUACCUUCUUCACCCUGGCGCAGUAAAAAGAAGGGCUAAACAACGCUGAAAGAAGAGUUUCAUGCAGAGACGAAAGUCGUUUUUUCGAAGGUAAAGAAGAAGAAAAUGGCAGAUCUUAUGGACGGUAAUCUGGAGGAUGGGGAGAUCUCGGGGUCGAGCUCAGAUACGGAGAUGGGCUCUGGUGCAGCGGAGCACGUCAGACCUCAGGUCCCCACAGUUUUUAGCGGGCUGCCCUUCCAAGGCAGAGCCGCUGACCAGCCACCUGCCGCCGCAUACCGCAGCACCAGCAAGGCGGUGGAUUCCAGCGAUAGUGACCCGGACUCGUCGGACGAAGAAGGAGCUGUCUGGCGUAGGAAGCGACAGAAGGUCUUCAACGUUCCUCAACCGACUAUAAACCCAGUUCAGCCCGAGCCUACGUCUGCGCAGGGGGGCCGCAAGGUUAACAACAUCUGGGGCUCUGUGGUCCAAGAGCAGUGCCAGGAUGCUGUGACCGCAGAGCUGGGCAUAUUUGGAAUGGAGGGAGUCGGCAUGUCCAGCAGAAAUGUGGAGACGUACAACUUUAUCCUGGCCCGUAAGAUCAUGGAGAAGGAGAGGGAGGCGGAGAGGCAGAAGCAAGGAGGGGAAGUGAGCAUGCUUGAUGCCGAGCUGGAGGACUACAUGAAAGGUGGGGCCUCGGAAUUAGACAGAGCAGGCGGGGAUGCAAAGAGAAAAAGAUCGGUUAAAGAGAGACUGGGCCCCUUAGCUGAAAUGGACAUCAAGGGCCGGUUUGAAAUCACAGAGGACGACCCUGACGAUAAGGUGGUGGAAGAGAUAGCGUACAGACUGCAAGAACCUAAGAAAGACUUGAUAGAACGGGUUGUGAGAGUUGUGGGGAAGAAAAAAGCCAUCGAGCUGCUGGGAGAGACCGCCACGCUGGAGGAAAACGGUGGUGUGUACACCAUGGACGGCAGUAGGCGGCGGACACCCGGGGGAGUCUAUCUUAACCUGCUAAAGAACACACCCAGCAUCACCAAGGCUCAGAUCAGGCAGAUAUUCUUUGAGGAGCAACAGCGAGAUUACAAGAGCAAGAAGGCCGCUCAGAAGAGGAGGCGGCACUUGGUGGCGAAGAAGAUGAAGCAAGCCAUUGGCACGCUAAACCUGCAGGAGCACGAUGACGUCUCCAGGGAGACUUUUGCUAGUGAUACCAACGAGGCCUUGGAAUCAUUGGAGGAGGCCGCAGAAGAAGAAGAAGUGGAGGAGGCUCAUGAGGAAGCAGCUGUGGGCACAGAUGAGACAGCAGUGGUCUACAAUUCAACAGACCUGGAGGUUUUCUGAGUAGCAUGUAGUCUAAACAAGGAUAAUUUCAACUAAGACUGGAAUUACCCACUGAAAUCACUGUACAAGUAAUUAAUAGAAUCACACCGUGUCUUUUCUUCUCACCUUAACAAUAAAAAUGCUUAUGCUUAUGGUGGAAACUUAGAUUUUUUCAAUCUUUUGGUUGUAGUUUAAAUUUGUUUUUGUUGUUUCUCAGUAUAAAUCUGGAAGUGUCAGACAAACAUUCUUUUGUGGUGGUUUAUGCCAUCAGAAUUUUUUUUCGUGUUAAUUUGUCCAUUACAUGAAUUAAAAAAAGUAAAGCUAUUAACCUGUUUGAUGUUUUUCAUCAGUGCAAUAAAGGUUCAUAACUGUCAUAACAACUU
Messenger RNA from Menidia menidia (Atlantic silverside), 1908 nucleotides. The record is from the annotation of a GenBank genome assembly. NCBI's taxonomy places the organism in Eukaryota, Metazoa, Chordata, Actinopteri, Atheriniformes, Atherinopsidae.